UUUCCCCAACAAGCGGCCUUGGCUUUUCCUUCAUCCCUUCUACCAACUUACUACCCUUUCUCUCUCUUGAACCAACAACAACAAACUUGUAUUAAUAUUAAUUAAUGCAAUGGCAAUAGAGUGCAUACACACCAUGGUGCCUCAACCAGCAAACCAAGAAAGUAGCAAAGAGCUGGUGUUUGAUGCCUCUGUCCUCAGACACCAACUCCACAUACCCUCACAAUUCAUUUGGCCUGAUGAGGAGAAGCCAUGUUUGGAUGAGCCUGAGCUACCUGUCCCAUUCAUUGACCUGGGGGGCUUCCUCUCAGGUGACCCUCUUGCUGCAAUGGAAGCCUCAACCCUUGUUGGCCAGGCAUGCCAAAACCAUGGCUUCUUUCUUGUUGUCAAUCAUGGGAUUGACCCAAAGUUGAUCUCUGAUGCUCACCUUUACAUGGACCACUUCUUUGCCCUUCCCCUGUCUCACAAACAGAGGGCUCAGAGGAUGCCAGGGGAACACUGUGGCUAUGCUAGUAGCUUCACUGGCAGAUUCUCCUCUAAGCUCCCUUGGAAAGAGACACUCUCCUUUCAGUACUCAGCUCACAAAGACUCACCACCCCUUGUCAAAGACUACUUGUGCAGCAAAAUGGGCAACGACUUUCACCAAUUUGGAAAGGUUUACCAAGACUACUGUGAAGCCAUGAGCAAUCUUUCUCUGGGUAUAAUGGAGCUUCUAGGAAUGAGUCUUGGAGUUGGUAACGACUUUUUUAGGGAGUUCUUUGAGGAGAAUAGUUCAAUAAUGAGGCUGAAUUACUACCCUCCUUGUCAAAAGCCUGACCUCACUUUAGGCACUGGACCUCAUUGUGAUCCAACAUCUUUGACCAUUCUUCACCAGGACCAGGUGGGUGGCCUGCAAGUUUGUGUUGACAAUGAGUGGCAUUCCAUUAGACCAGAUUUCAAUGCCUUUGUUGUCAAUAUCGGUGAUACGUUCAUGGCUCUUUCAAAUGGGAGAUACAAGAGCUGCUUGCAUAGGGCAGUGGUGAACAGCGAGACAACAAGAAAAUCUUUGGCCUUCUUUUUGUGCCCGAGAAGUGACAAGGUGGUGAGUCCACCAUGUCAAUUAGUGGACAAAUUGAGCCCAAGGCUGUACCCAGAUUUUACAUGGCCCAUGCUGCUUGAGUUCACUCAAAAGCAUUACAGGGCUGACAUGAAAACCCUUGAGGCAUUUGCCAACUGGCUUCAACGGAAAAGUAACUAAAAUUUCAAAAACCACGUGAAUUCAAGUGGAAGGGGAAGAGGAGUUUCUUCAUGUUUUUGAGUAUUAUGCUAAUGGUACACUACCAAUGAACCAAACAAGGAAGAUAAAAUACCUCACAAGGAAUCAAUAAACAAAAUUCAUCGCUUAAUUUUGUAUUUUUCAUUUCAUAAUAUAGAACACUUCUCCAUGUAAUGUGCAUAUAUGAUAUGGUAAUUGAAGCGACUUUUCUAGAACAA
Cajanus cajan (pigeon pea) is the source of this 1470-nucleotide messenger RNA. Lineage: Eukaryota; Viridiplantae; Streptophyta; Magnoliopsida; Fabales; Fabaceae. The record is from RefSeq and is a predicted model, not a curated record.